AUGGACCCAGCCCUACUUGAAGCAAUGAGGGCCAGAAAUGAACCAGGAUAUCACUUCCUCAGAAACGAAAGUGGCACAACAAGCGCUGGAAGAGAGAAUCAGAAACAGAAGAAAUCAUCUGACAAGGAAUUUAAGAAGUUGUUGAUAUCUACGAUGCCAUAUGUUGGUCAUGGAGUACCGUUACGGACAUUAUUAGACAUCAAUCAGAGAAUGAGGAUUUUAAUGUUGAAGGCAGGAAUAACAGAAAGGCUCAACAUUGAUGCUGACCCAAACUCAAGAGCGUUACCAUUCGCAUCACCAGUUGUAGAAGUUGGCAAGAAGGACGGAAGAACAAGUUUAAUGUAG
This is a messenger RNA of Paraglomus occultum, 345 nucleotides long. NCBI's taxonomy places the organism in Eukaryota, Fungi, Glomeromycota, Glomeromycetes, Paraglomerales, Paraglomeraceae. The record is from the annotation of a GenBank genome assembly.